Molecule: messenger RNA, 3294 nt
Organism: Chara braunii
Lineage: Eukaryota; Viridiplantae; Streptophyta; Charophyceae; Charales; Characeae
Source: the annotation of a GenBank genome assembly
GGUCAAGACUUGAUGAGCUCGACCCGUUGACGUUCACGGACUUCCAGUGGAUGCCCGUUCCCUCGACCGAAUGAUUGUCGAAACCGCAUUGCAAUGUGCUUAUGGCACAAUUGCGGGACUACUUGCACACUGCAGUACCAGCUCCAUUGAUGAACGUCGGAGUAGAGAUUGUCGACCUUCACGUUUACAUCGUGAAGAUCGACCGCGAGUUCAAGACGCAACGGUACGACAACAUCGACGCACCGUUGCUAUACGUACGCAUUCAGAUCGGAGAGGCGACCUGCAGUGCCUUGAUCGAUUGCGGAGCAUCUCGCAACUACAUCAGCCAGGACUUCAUGGUACGCGCCGAUCUUGGCCCACGUGUCCGGAGGAAGUCCCAGCCUACGCAAGUCACUCUGGCAGACGGUCGUACGCACAAGUCCAUCGACUGGUGCAUUGACGCCGUCCCAGUGUACUUUGCCCCUCACGCAAGUGAGGCGGUGUCCUUUGACAUUCUGGACACCAAAUUUGACAUGAUCUUGGGCAUGUCAUGGCUGCGAAGCGAGGAUCACCCGGUGAACUUCUUCAACCGCACCGUUCACGUUCGUGAUCGGAACGGAGUAUUAGUUCCAUGCACGGUGCCUCUUCCUCAUCCUUCAAUCAGCUGCCACGUGGUAUCCGCCGCAAGCAUGCGAGCUUCCAUCAUCAGAGACGACAUCGAGGAGAUGGGGGUGUGUUUUCUCCACGCCCUCCCGUCACAUGACGCUUCAUCGACGGACUCACCUUCGGAUCCACGCAUCACCGAACUUCUCGACGCCUACAGCGACGUGUUCGAAGGCCCGCACGGAGUAGUACCGGAUCGACCCAUCCGCCACGAGAUCAUCCUCGAGGACGGGGCCGUACCUCCGCCCGGUUGCAUCUACCGAAUGAGCGAGGAAGAGUUAAGUGUGCUUCGGGCACAACUCGACGACCUUCUGGAGAAAGGUUGGAUUCGGCCUAGCUCAUCGCCAUACGGUGCUCCUGUUCUCUUCUUUUUCUCAAAGCUGGAUCUCAAGUCAGGGUACCACCAACUCGAGAUUCGCAAGGAGGACUGUUACAAGACCGCAUUCAAGACACGGUAUGGGCAUUUCGAAUGGCAGGUUAUGCCAUUUGGCCUUACGAAUGCCCCGGCCACUUUCCAAGCGGGUAUGACAACGGAGUUCCGACACAUGUUGGAUCGAUACGUACUUAUCUAUCUUGACGACAUCCUGGUGUACAGCCGGAGUUUGGAGGAGCAUGUGGAACACCUGCGCACCGUUUUGGAGCGGCUACGACAGGCCAAGUACAAAGCCAACCGCGACAAGUGUGAAUUCGCCCGGCAGGAGCUGGAAAACUUAGGCCAUUAUGUGACGCCGCAAGGCAUCCGUCCGCUCGCGGACAAGAUCGAGGCCCUACGAGUAUGGCCCGAGCCCACCAACACCACGGACGUUCGUUCAUUCAUGGGAUUGGCUGGCUACUAUCAGCGAUUCAUCACCAGAUACUCCAGGAUUGUUGCACCUAUAACGAGGUUACAGUCACCAAAGGUGCCAUUCGUCUUCGAUGACGACGCACGCCGAUCAUUCCAAGCACUUAAGACGGCCAUGCUCAUGGCACCCGUCCUCAACAUCUAUGACCCCACCUUGCCGACGAGAGUGACUACGGAACUUCCGGCUAUGGCAUUGGGGCAGUCUUGGAACAGCACGACGGCGACGACUGGCACCCUCAGAUCGCGAAGACCAGAUCUUUGCGAUAUGACACAUCAUGCCUUCGCAUUCGACGAGGAGCUUCAACGACACUUCAUCCGGGCAUAUCAGUCUGAUCCGGACUUCGGCACGCUCUAUGCACAGCUAUCUUCGGAUCACCCGCCGACGAGCCAUUACCGCAUUGCCGACGGGUACUUGCUCCUCCACUCGAGAGGCAAGGACUUACUAUGCGUCCCACGCGACCAUCGUCUUCGGCCUCGCCUCCUCGGCGAGUAUCAUGAUUCACGACUCGCGGGCCAUUUCGGAGUCACCCGCACUAUUGCACGGCUUCGACAGCGAUUCCGAUGGCCCGAGCUCAUUACCGAUGUCACUCGGUAUUGCGACUCUUGCGAAGUUUGCCGACGCAGCAAGCCCCGCAACCRCAAUCCCUACGGCGAGUUACACCCGAUGCCUAUUCCACGGGAACCCGGUCUCUCCAUUGCCAUGGACGUCACCGGUCCAUUUCCUCGCGACCGGCUCGGGCACGACGGCAUCCUCACGGUUGUGGACCGAUUGAGUAAGUACGCGCGUUUUCUCCCUUGCAAGUACUACUCCACGGCUCCCGCGCUGGCACGCCUCCUGCACACUGGUUGGAUUUGUGGCCACGGUGUACAAGAAGACAUUGUCAGCGACCGCGACACUCGUUUCAUGUCGGCGUUUUGGACUGCUCUCAUGCAGGAGUCCAACACAAUAAUGAAACCAAGUUCGGCUCGACAUCCUCAGACAGACGGGCAGACGGAGCGGGCACAUCAAACCGCUCAAAUGAUGCUUCGUACGCUCAUCCGUCCAGACCAGAAAGAUUGGGUUGACCGCCUCCCCGACAUCGAGUUCGCCUCCAACACUUCAGUGUAUCCGGCGAUCGGCGUGACUCCAUUAGAGUUGCACCACGGUGGACGGAAAGGCCGGAUAUUCGCAGACCUUCUCCUCCCUCGACCAGCCGACAUCGACGCUGCCUGCUCUCCCACUUCCGUCGGGAAGUACAAGGAAUUGUUAACUCAAGCCCGCGCAAAUAUGCAAAAGGCUCAAGUCUGCAUGCAGCAACAAGCCAACAGGCGUCGCGUACCAUGUCCCAUCCACGCCGGUGAUCUGGUUUGGGUCUCCGCGGAAGAGUUUGCACUGGAACAAGAUGUUUCACGCAAACUGCUUCCCAAGUGGUUUGGACCUUGGUCUGUGACAGCAGCCGCGGGCGAUGAGCCCGAUGGCCCUUCAUUUGUGAUCAACAUUCCAAAGCAUCUGACGGUCCAUCCGGUCUUCCACGCCUCGAAGCUGGCAACAUACACGCCAACCAAGAGCGAUGACUUUCUGAACCGACGAUCGCAGGACCCUCCUAUGGAUGGCCAUCAGGAAGUUGACCGCGUCAUCUCCGAUCGCAAGUACGGCAGCAAGCCGCGGCAGUAUAAAGUCACAUUCAAAGCAUGCGAUCGCGACAACACUCGGUGGAUUUCAGGCGCAGAUUUGAAAGCAUCCGCACCGCUGAUCUACGAGCAUUAUGAAAAGCGCAGGGCUGCAUUACAACAUUGAUUGUUCGGAUCACUAGUAUCUAAGUCUUCCGCUG